Molecule: messenger RNA, 4424 nt
Organism: Fukomys damarensis (Damara mole-rat)
Lineage: Eukaryota; Metazoa; Chordata; Mammalia; Rodentia; Bathyergidae
Gene: Tlr4
Product: toll like receptor 4
Exons: 3
Coding region: 232-2751 (839 amino acids)
Biological process (GO): toll-like receptor signaling pathway; defense response to Gram-negative bacterium; inflammatory response
Cellular component (GO): membrane
Molecular function (GO): lipopolysaccharide immune receptor activity; protein binding; lipopolysaccharide binding
Source: RefSeq, a predicted model, not a curated record
AGUUUACUUCAAACUUCCCCUCCCUUGGCCGGGAACGCGUACUAGAAAAACGAAACUCCAGAAAGCUAAGGUUGGCACUUUCGCUUCCUCUUCACGCUUUACCCGAGCUAUUUUGAAUAGUGGGACACUCAGAGGAGCAAAGAGCCCACAGCCUCAGGACCCUGCGCUCUCAGGUGCUUACAGAGGCAGCAUGUUUGCACAGGGCCAUCGCCGCUCUCACAAAAUGCCAGGAUGACGUCUCUGCGGGGCCUGGCUGGGACUCUGCUCCCAGCCAUGGCCUUCCUAGCCUUCGCCAGACCGGAAAUCUGGGAGCCCUGCGUGGAGGUGGUUCCCAACAUUACAUAUGACUGCAUGGAGCAAAAUCUCUACAAAAUCCCCAGCAGCAUCCCCUCCUCAGCCAAGCACCUGGACCUGAGCUUUAACCCCCUGAUGUUCUUAGGCAGCCAAAGCUUCACCGCUUUUCCAGAACUAGAGGUGCUGGAUUUAUCCAGGUGUGAAAUUCAAAGGAUUGAAGAUGAUGCAUACUGGGGUUUAAACUACCUCUCUACCUUGAUACUGACGGGAAACCCCAUCCAGAUUUUAGCACCGGGAGCCUUUUCUGGACUACUGAGUUUACAGAAGUUGGUGGCUGUCGAGAUAAAUCUGUCUUCAUUAGAGAACUUCCCAAUUGGACAUCUCAAAACCUUGAAGGAGCUUAAUGUUGCUCACAAUCUUAUCCAUUCCUUCAAGUUGCCUAAAUAUUUUUCUUACCUGACCAACUUGGAGUACUUGGACCUUUCCAAUAACAAGAUUCAAAAUAUUUAUCAUAAAGACCUGCAUGUUCUGUAUAACAAGUCCAAACUCUCUUUGGACUUGUCUCUCAACCCAUUUGAUUUUAUCCAACCUGGUGCCUUUGACAAAAUGAGGCUUCAAGAACUAACUUUGAGAAGUAAUUUUGAUAAUACAAAUGUAAUGAAAACUUGCAUUCAAGGCCUGGCUGGUUUAGAAGUCAAUCAGUUGGUUCUGGGAGAAUUUAAAAAUGAAAGACAUAUUGAAGAGUUUGACAAGUCUGCCCUUGAAGGACUAUGCAGCGUGGCCACUGAAGAAUUCAGGUUGCCAUAUUUAGAUGACUUUCCAAAUAAUUUUAAUGGCUUCUUUGAUUGUUUGGUAAAUGUUUCUGCAGUGUCUCUGGCGAAUCUGCAUUUAAAAAGUCUAGAAGGCCUUCCUAAUGGUUUAAAAUGGCAGUCUUUAGAGAUGGUGAGGUGUAAAGUUAAUAAUUUUCCUCCAUUUGCAAUCCCCUCUCUCAAAAGGUUUAGUUUCACUGCCAACAGAGUUGAGAACAGUUUUGCAGGCCUUACACUGAAAAGCCUUGAAUUUCUAGAUCUCAGUGGAAAUGGCAUGAGUUUCAAGGGCUGUUGUUCUCUGAAAGAUUUGGAGACACCCAAUCUGAAGUACUUAAAUCUAAGCUUCAAUGAUGUUAUAACCAUGAGCUCAAACUUCAUGGGUUUAGAACUACUAGAGCAUCUGGAGUUUCAGUAUUCUACUUUGAAACAGACCAGUGAAUUUUCAGUAUUCUUAUCACUCAGCAAACUCCUUUAUCUUGACAUUUCUUAUACUCACACCCAUGUUGCCUUCCCUGGCAUCUUCAGUGGCUUGGUCAGUCUCCAAGUCUUAAAAAUGGCUGGCAAUUCUUUCAAGGACAACACCCUUUCCAGUAUCUUUGCAGAGCUCACUAACUUGACUUUCUUGGACCUUUCAAAAUGUCAGCUGGAAUACGUGUCCCAGGGAGUAUUUGAUAAACUUCUCAGGCUUCAGUUCCUAAAUAUGAGUUAUAACGACUUCUUAUUAUUGGAUGCACUUUCUUUUAAACCUCUCCAUACCCUCCAGGGUCUAGAUUUAAGUUUCAAUAGAAUAGCAUCUUCCAAUGGGCAAGAGCUGCAGAAUUUCCCAAGCAAUCUAACUACCUUAAACCUUACUCAAAAUCCUUUUGAUUGUUCUUGUGAACAUCAGAGUUUCCUGCAAUGGAUUACAGACCAAAAGCGGCUCUUGGUGGAAGCUGAGCAAUUGGAGUGUGUGACGCCUCCAGAUAUGCAGGGUAAGAUGGUGCUGAGUUUUAGGAAUGACACCUGUCAGAUACCCAAGGUCAUAAUCAUUGUGACAGUAGUCAGUGUCCUUGUGGUGUCUGUGAUAGCAUGUCUGGUCUACAAGUUCUAUUUUCACCUCAUGCUUCUUGCUGGCUGCAAAAAGUAUGGUCGAGGUGAAAACACCUACGAUGCCUUUGUCGUCUACUCAAGCCAAGAUGAGGACUGGGUGAGGAAUGAGUUGGUAAAGAACUUGGAAGAAGGGGUGCCUCCCUUUAAGCUCUGCCUUCACUACAGAGACUUUAUUCCUGGUGUGGCCAUCGCUGCCAACAUCAUCCAGGAAGGUUUCCACAAAAGCCGGAAGGUCAUUGUGGUGGUGUCUCAGCACUUUAUUCAGAGCCGCUGGUGUAUUUUUGAAUAUGAGAUUGCUCAGACAUGGCAGUUUCUCAGCAGCCAAUCUGGCAUCAUUUUCAUUGUCCUGCAAAAGCUGGAGAAGUCCCUGCUCCGGCAACAGGUGGAGCUGUAUCGUCUUCUCAGCAGGAACACUUAUCUGGAGUGGGAAGACCAUGCACUGGGGAGGCACAUCUUCUGGAGACGACUCAGGAAAGCCCUGAUGGAUGGAAAAACAUGGAGUCCAGAAGGAACAGCAGAUGCAGAAAACAUCCAGCAAGAAGCCACAACUUUGACCUGAGGAGGAAAAAGCUCCAGAGACACUUCUUGCCCAGCUAGAACCAAUAUCUGCUCCAUUAAAAAGAACUACAGCAUGACAGGAAUCAUACUAUGGGCAAAUGAUUCAAGGAUGCAUAAGAUACACAUGUUGCUCAUUUCAUCAAGCUUACAGUGUGGGGUGAAAUACAUGCUGGACUAAAAUUUAGAACCUUCCAAGUGUGUUUCAACUAACUCAGCUCAAAUGUCAAGACUAAGGAAGCCUCCAAGGCUUACUCCAUCAAAUUGAAGAAAAUGCCAGGUGCCAGAGAGUGUAGAAAAGAGCACUGUUCUUUUCUGGAGCUAUAUGAGUGGGAACCAUGUCAUGUAUUAUGUUUUCUCUAUCUAAAAGAGUUUUGGGAUGUUUCAACUGAACUGAAUGUUUGUUCACUUUUUCCUUUUAUGUUGAAUAUAAUGGAAAUUCUGGACGACUCAGAUGGCUCCUAUUUCAGGCUUCCCAUUCCAUUUCAUAUCCAUUUCCUUGGUAUUGUAACUAAUUGCUAAGGAAACCUGAAAAACACAUGCUCAGAAAUACUCUGAUCAUUUCUUAGCAUAAUCUCAUUAUUAAAUAAUUCCUAAUAUUUUAAUUUUAUUUUUAUAAAUCCAGUCCUCAUUUCUCAUGUCCUGUCCAUAAACUCGUCUCAUACAUAAGGCUGUUAGAGACAUGCUGGAUAUAUUCAUAUUUAAUGACAAUUGUUCAAGCAAGUAUGUAAAAUACACUCCAUCACUUUGUCACUUGAUGUCAUUCUCGAGUUAUUACCUACUAAGUUAUGACUGUCACAAAGACAGCAUUAAAAUAAUUUGGUAGAAAGGGGCAUUUUUUUAAUUGGAGGAGAAAAAUCCCACUUCCUCUUCUCAUGAAGGACAGUUUGUUCUAGGUGUGGGAAGGGAAGAGGGGUACCUUGUAGACCACCUCUCCUUUCUGAUUCUGAAAUAAUUUGGGUUGGUACUGCCAGAGUGAUUCCACGAAAUAAGUUAUAGCAGAAGUUCCUCUCAGAAUGAAUGUUGUUAGGUGUAAAAUUGGAUCCUUUUAGGAAGAGGUAAAGGGCUGGAAUCCCUCUCACCCUCUUCAUCACUGAGGAAUGAUUCAAGAUGGGGCUAUACAUUGCUGUUUCCCAUUGGGUAUCACUUGCUGACCACAUUUACAAAAGAGUGGACAUAGCCAUUGAGAAAACAGAGCUCCGAGCAUUAAUGGGCUCAUGUUAAGGGGAGUUCUCCUAUUUCUUUAGAAAUAGUACAAAAAAAUGGGUAAUAGAUCAUUAGAUGGGUAAAUAAUCAUUAGAGAAAUGCAAAUUCAAACCAUAACAGGUAUCACUUUAAAUCAGUUAGAAUGGACAUUAUCUAAUUAAUGUAUGUUAAAUUUUAUAUAAAAUACUUUACACGUGUGUUAUAUGUAAAACAUUGCAUGUGUUUUACAUAUAAAUUAUAUUUUGUAUGGGUGUGUUGUGCAGGAUAAGGAAGAAGUUGGAGUUCUUCAACACUAUAAGUGGAAGUACAAAAUGGUGCUACCAUUACGGGAAACAGCAUGACAAUUCCUCAGAAAAAUAAAAAUAGAACUACCACAUGAUCCAGCUAUCCCAUUUCUGGAUGCACUCCUAAAGAGUUGAAGUUAUAAUUUCAAAAAGAUAUCUUCACUCCCAUGUUAUCUGCAGUUAAUAA